Messenger RNA from Talaromyces atroroseus, 3225 nucleotides. RefSeq lists its product as hypothetical. NCBI's taxonomy places the organism in Eukaryota, Fungi, Ascomycota, Eurotiomycetes, Eurotiales, Trichocomaceae. The coding region runs from base 1 to 3225 and encodes 1074 amino acids. The record is from RefSeq and is a predicted model, not a curated record. The transcript is spliced from 5 exons. Gene Ontology annotation, molecular function: catalytic activity.
AUGCCCCGUCCAACAAAUCGUUCUGAGGUCCUCGGGCGACUUCGCAAAGUCAUCUCGGGUGGCGGCAUCAUCGUCGGGGCAGGGGCUGGUAUUGGUCUUUCUGCCAAAUCGGUAGAACAGGGCGGAGCGGACUUGAUUAUCAUUUACAAUUCUGGGAGAUUCCGAAUGGCAGGCCGAGGCUCCUUGGCGGGUCUGAUGCCUUACAGUGAUGCAAAUGCUGUUGUGGUGGACAUGUUUGAAUUGACAACUGUUCAGGCCAAGGAAAUUCUACCGAUUGUCCAAAACACCCCCGUGCUUGCAGGUGUAUGCGGAACAGAUCCUUUCAAAAACAUUCCUGAAUUUCUAGGCCAACUGAAGGAACUGGGGUUUUCAGGAGUCCAGAACUUUCCCACUGUGGGCUUGAUUGACGGAAACUUCCGGAGGAACCUUGAAGAGACGGGAAUGGGAUACGAUAAAGAGGUAGAGAUGGUCCGUGUUGCUCGAGAAAUGGAUAUUUUCACGACACCGUAUGUUUUUAAUGUCGACGAGGCAGAGCGGAUGGUUCGCGCAGGCGCUGAUGUCCUUGUGGCGCACGUUGGACUGACUACCUCUGGAACUAUUGGGGCGGAGACGGCAUUGUCACUGGAUGAUGCUGUGAAAAUUGUCCAAGACAUUCGCGAUGCUGCCGUUAAGAUCAACCCGGAGAUAAUCGUUAUCUGCCAUGGUGGGCCCAUCGCAGAACCAAAGGAUGCGGAAUAUGUGCUCAAUCGUACCAAGGGCGUUCACGGGUUUUUCGGGGCCAGUAGCAUGGAGCGAUUACCGGUGGAGAUUGCUAUCAAGGAGAACGCCCAGGCGUUUAAGAACUUGAAGAUUGGCCGGAAAAAUGACGUUGCUGCCAGCCACAGCCUGGAAGACGGCCCAAUCACAUACACUUUGGUUACUCCUCGCUUGUCAACCCCUGCUUUUGCGUCAUCUCAUCAGGUCGACCAUCAUACUGCAUGGUUGUAUUACACUCCCAGUGAAUAUAAAGGAGCAGCCCCUUCUUGUCCCCCGAAUUUGACUUUAUGUGCGAUUCUCCCCGUCCCCUAUUGCAUCUCGCCGGCUAUCAAGCGGUGGCCGUCAACAUCAUCAAGCAAUCGACGUUGUGAAAAUCCGCCAUUCGCCAGAGAAGGCCCUGCUCAAGCCACAGAUGAGGCUUGGCUGGAACACAGCGAAGAAGAUCGACUGACUGUAUCGUAUGGCAUAUACUUUUGUUGGUGGCCGCCAAUAGAGUCUGGCCUCAGGCCCAACACCGCCCCCUCUGCGACUGCCAACCCCGCCUCUUGGCUUGGCUCUUUCCUCUUAUCUUCUCGCUCUCGCCCCGUCAACUCACUCAGUCACUCACCCAUCGGUCGCUGGUCCAAUUUUUGUGAUUCUAUCGUUUGGUCUGCAGCGACUACUUCUCCUUUGCUUGCUGAACUCCCUGCCAUGUCAUACUAUGAUCCCCGAGAUCGUCGGGCCUAUCGUGUCAAGCGCGACAGGUAUUCCCGUCCAGGCGGCGGUUAUGUGGAAGAAACCUACGUAGACAACCGAGGUGGUUAUGGGUAUGACCGUGACUACGACAACACACGUCUCAUCCGUCGUGGCGACAGUGAAGAGUCUGUAGUCGAGGAAGUACCCAGAGACUUUCCACCCGGUGAGUACUACUAUGGCAACCCAGGACCCCGUCGGGCUGCAACCGCACGGCGAGCACGCUCUGUCGGUCGUGACCCUUACUACGACGAUGAAUACUAUCGCCGCGAUGACUACUAUCGGCCCCGCAGAAGCAGACGCUACGAUGAUCGACGCGACCGCUAUGAACGACGUUCUUCAUACUCGUCCUCUCGCAGCCCUUCGCCUCGUCCCCGUAGACGCAAGUCCUUUGGAGAAGACGCUCUAGGUGCUAUUGGAGGAGCUCUUGGACUCAAAGCUGCCCGUGACCACUCUCGUGACCGUUCCAGCGACCGUGGCCGUCGUCGUCGAUACCACUCAGACUCGCGAUCCCGCAGCCGAGGUCAUCGUGCUAAAAGUGAAGGUCGCAUCGCUCAAGCCAUGCAAGCCGCCCUAGCAGCCGGUGCAGCAGAGGCAAUUCGCGUCCGUAAAAACCCUGGACCCUGGACAGGGGACAAGGGCAAGCGUGUCUUGACUGCGGCCGUCUCAGCUGGAGGUGUGGAUGGUCUGAUUGAUCGCGAUCCUAACAAACACGGUGGCCGCCAUGUCCUGGAGUCAAUCCUUGCUGGAAUGGCUACCAAUCACUUCGUCAAUGGAUCCCGGUCCAAGUCGAGAUCUAGACGCGAUACUCGAGGACGGUCUCAAAGUGGCAGCGGAAGCAUCAGAAACCUGGCUGCUGCAGGUGUAUUAGCUGCCGCUGGCAAGCAAGCCUACGACCGAUUUUCUCGAUCUCGAUCUCGCGGACGCGAUCACUCUGCUGACUCUCAAGACAGUCGCGGUGAUGACGAUGGCCGAGGGUCCAAGAAGCGUGGUUCGAGCGUAUCUCGCGCUAUAAACAAAGGGUUGGCUGCACUCGGAUUGGAUGACAAGAAUCAACGUGAUCGGGCGAGGUCCUCGGAUCAUUCUGAUUCCGAAGACGAUCGUUCAUACCGGUCAUCUGGGCGUCGAAGGAGGUCUUCUCGUGAUGUACGUUCCCAUGGAAGUAGUAGUGGCAAUGGCUCCACCUCUCGAGCUGUAGCCAAGCGAACUGGGUCUCCAAAUAACAAUGUUGCGUGCCACAGUGAUUGUGAUAGUGAUUCUGACCUUGGAUCCAGUGACGAUGAAAAACGCGAAAAGAAUAAGAUGCUCCGAAAAGAGCUCAUUACAGGAGGUCUUGCGACAGUGGCUACGAUACAUGCAGCACAUAGCGUUAUGAAAAACAUUGAGGCUCAGAAAAAACGACGGGAAGCUGUAAGGGAGGGAGAAAUUACCAAGGAACAGGAACGUAAGAUGCAAUGGAAAGCAGAUUUGCAGAAUGUGGCUUCUAUCGGGUUAGCUGCUCUCGGUAUUAAGGGAGCUGUUGGCGAGUGGAAAGAAGUACAAGAACAGCGAAAACAGCACAAAGAGUUCGAGGAAAAAUGCAAAGAACGCCAUGAGAAGCGAUUACAACGUCGAACCCAGAGUCUUGGUGGGAGAAGACCGUCGCGACGUUCCCAAUCUGCCAGUCCGUAUGGCUACUCAGGGCCGCACUAUUAUGACAGCAAUCCGUAUGGCGCAGAUAUUCCUGUUGACUUCUAG